Cutaneotrichosporon oleaginosum is the source of this 790-nucleotide messenger RNA. RefSeq lists its product as uncharacterized. The record is from RefSeq and is a predicted model, not a curated record. Lineage: Eukaryota; Fungi; Basidiomycota; Tremellomycetes; Trichosporonales; Trichosporonaceae.
AAGUCACGGGCCUCCCGGACACUGUGAAAUGCCGCGCGUAUAACGUAAGUGCUGCGUCGUUGGAACGAUGACGGCUGAUUGUGUACCGCCGAGAUGAGCUCCACUACGCUUGAACGCUUGGUCGAUGUUCGAACUGAUCAACUUUCACCCGCUGACUUCUUACUCCCUUAUCAGACCCCGUCGGCAUCCAGAGCAAGCUCCUCGCCUUGCCACGGGCCGCGAGCCCUCUAACCGGGUGUUGGACUCGAACCAACGUCACCUCCCCCCCGUCGCUUCACGCCGCCUGCUCUCUGAUGGAGAUUAUCGAGUGCCUCACAAACGCAAUCUGCACGGACGUUGGGAGCGCAGGGAUGUGUCAGGCUCACCUGAUACAACGAUUAUUUCCCGAGCUUCUGCGGCGCGCGUCUUGAUUUUAUUCACCGGGCCUCACACGCAUCGGUUUCCGCCGGCCCCGAGUCACUCAUUCCGAUGGCGGCAUGGCGGAGGCAUGUCAACCCGAGUGCACGCGCUAGAGCUCCACACCCAGAUUUCACAGUUCAGCAGAGCAGCAGCUCACACGCCGCUCCGCGGCACUCGCUGGCAUUCCGCGCUCCGCCUGCGCCGAUGGAAGCGAAUGCUCUCCGUCCAUCUCUCCGUCCGCCUCAGAUCAUAAGACAGUCACCGUCCUUGCUUCGUGUGCAGCUGCGAGUCCCGGAAUGCAGCAGGCGUGCAACCCCGACGACCGAUACCCGCAUACCGCCCAUUUGGCAUAACACGAGAUGGGCAACACGGGUGUGACGUCAAUCUGGUG